GGCGCUGCGUUUUCAAACGGUAAACACGCGCAACUGCAGCUGGAAAAACAAGGGAAAAAUUCAAAUGAAAAUCGCAACUGAAGCGUUUAUUUUACGUUAAAAGAAGAAGAAGAAAACACCUGCGCCUGAAUUAUUUGCAGCGCAGCUAAUUGAAAAUAAUUGAAAACGUUCAAUCAAAAGCUGCAAUUUAUCAAUAAUAGCAAUGAGCACAUUACGUAUACGCCCCCUUAAGCCGGCACUGCAGGCGAUUGCCGUGCAGGAGCUGAACGAGGUGCCCCAUCGGGUGGCCGAUGACAUUGAGGCCUUGAGGGAUUGGGUGCUCAAGCAGCCGCAUUUGCGGGGCUGCACCGAUCAACAGUUUCUGUUGGCCUUUUUGCGCGGCACCAAAUUCAGUUUGGAGCGUGCCAAACAGAAAUACGAUCGCUUCUAUACGCUGCAAGCAUCCAUACCAGAGGUCUUCAAUGAGCGACGUUUGGCAACGGAUCCCUUGGUGUUAGAUAUUAUACGCUCAGGCAUCUUGCUACGCAUACCGCAAGACGAGGAAGAUACUGGACCCUGCGUGUCCAUCAUACGCGCCGGCUCCUAUGAUACCAGCAAAUAUAAAUUUCAGGAUAUUAUACGCGUUGGUUCCAUGUUCGGGGAGAUCAUGAUGUUCGAGGAUGAAAACGCAACUGUUUCCGGUUACGUUGAGAUCAUGGACAUGAAGGGCGUAACUGGCACUCAUCUGUUCGCCCUGCAGCCGGAGCUAUUGCGUAAAUUCUCAGCGUACGCCGAUGAGGCUAUGCCCACACGCCAGAAGGGCAUACAUUUCAUCAAUGUGCCCCCGGCCUUUGAGACGGGUUUCAAUACAUUGCGAUCUUUCUUUCCGGCAAAGAUUAAGAGUCGGAUUUCGGUGAGUUCCGAUCCAGAUGCCAUAUUCAAUAUUGUGCCGCGAGACUAUUUGCCCUUGGAAUAUGGCGGAACUCACGGCAUAGUCGAGGACAUUAGCCACGCCAUGGAAAAGAAGCUUUUCGGCUAUGCACAAUAUUUCUCGGCAUCGCAGCACUUUGGCACCGAUGAAAAGCUGCGCGAUUUUAGCUGUCCCGUUCUGGAUAAAUGCAGCUCGUUCGGUGCAGUCGGUUCUUUUCGAAAAUUGGAAAUCGAUUAAACCGGAUUAUCGGCAAUUUUAUAGACAAUUCACUUUACGACUGCGCAUUACAAAAUGAAUUUUAUUUUCCGAUUUCCGUUUACGAGCAAUGCCCUGCUAAUCUUAUCGUUUGUUAAUCUUAUGUUUACCCGGCGAUAUUAUUUAAUUGCUCUACUUAACAUAGUGCAUGGUAGGGUAGUGCAUUUGGAGCCGAAUAGACAAUUUAACCUCUAUAAAAGCUGUCCUUGAAAAUGUUAAAUAUUUAAAAAAUUAAUUAACGCCUCACUAUGCGAUUCUCAUGAUAGGACCUAAAGAUGCAGACUUGGGCACAGUUUAUCUUCUAGCUUAAAUCUUCUAGUUUAAAUUUUGAGCCCCAGUCUAAAAACAAUUUUCGUGUAUUGUGAAACUCUAUUUCUCAUGCUAUUCUCUGCUAAUCUGCCUGUUAAAACGUACCAGGUAGUUAAUCUGCAUUGUAUAUAUUUGACAUGGGAUGUACAAGAGCUUUUCGUCGACUUGGUGUUGCCACAUAUUUAUAAAAACUGUUAAGCCCAUGGCAACUACCAUGAACUUUGCCGGGAGGAUAAGAAAACUGAACUUAAGAAUUGACCGCAAAUAAAUUUGCUUCAUUUAAUUAAAAGGAGGUUUUGAUUUCCCCUUCAGCCCUUUAAAUAAUAACGCGUAUAUUUUGGUGUUUUGAAUGUUUGGUUUAUUUUAGUUUUCCAUUUGAUAUCAUUUACCAUUGAGCCACCAAAAUUGCUGAUGUUUUUAUUUUGAAAAUGCCUCAAAUUCGUAUUAUGGGAAUUGUGUGUGUAUAUAAGUAUGUGAGUCGCACUUAGUCGUAGUUAACCCGAUGAUCAGUAAUAAAUAUACAUAGAUUUGAA
Drosophila montana is the source of this 2007-nucleotide messenger RNA. Its product is annotated as retinol-binding protein pinta. The record is from RefSeq and is a predicted model, not a curated record. Gene Ontology annotation, cellular component: membrane. Bases 203 to 1147 code for a protein of 314 amino acids. Lineage: Eukaryota; Metazoa; Arthropoda; Insecta; Diptera; Drosophilidae. The transcript has 4 exons. Gene Ontology annotation, molecular function: phosphatidylinositol bisphosphate binding.